This is a messenger RNA of Mytilus californianus (California mussel), 3287 nucleotides long. RefSeq names its product transcription and mRNA export factor ENY2. Gene Ontology annotation, molecular function: transcription coactivator activity; chromatin binding. Bases 131 to 445 code for a protein of 104 amino acids. Gene Ontology annotation, biological process: regulation of transcription by RNA polymerase II; positive regulation of DNA-templated transcription; poly(A)+ mRNA export from nucleus. Gene Ontology annotation, cellular component: nuclear pore; SAGA complex; DUBm complex. The transcript is spliced from 5 exons. The record is from RefSeq and is a predicted model, not a curated record. Lineage: Eukaryota; Metazoa; Mollusca; Bivalvia; Mytilida; Mytilidae.
GUGGUGGUGCUCCUUGGGGGGGAUUUAUUAACCAUUGUAGGGAUGAACUAAGGCAAAAUAAAACGCACAUUUUCUUCAAGCGUCUAACAAACGUUGACCAGCUCGUUGAAAUUUUUCAUUUUAGUGCACCAUGGCUGGCAUUGGAGAUGACAGAAAAAUUAAAGAUGCUCAGAUGAGGGCAACUAUCAAUCAGAAGUUGGUGGAAACAGGAGAAAGAGAGAGAUUAAAAGAGCUAUUGAGGACCAGACUUGUUGAAUGUGGGUGGAGGGACCAACUUAAACAGUAUUGUAAAGAGGUGGUAAAACAGAAAGGAUUAGAACAUAUCACUGUAGAUGAUUUAGUGGCUGAAAUAACACCAAAAGGAAGAUCAUUGGUACCAGAUAAUGUAAAGAGAGAAUUAUUACAGAGAAUAAGAACAUUUCUAGCUCAGCAGUCUAAUAUUUAAAGUGUAUACCUCAGUGAUUGUCAGAGGAGAGUGGACUCUUCACACAUCAUUCCUUUAGAACUGUAUUGGACUAGAUAUAGCCACAAUCUAAUAAGCAAUAAUGUUUAUAACAUUAAUAUUGAACGAAUGGUCUAAGACUUUAUACAAGGCCUUUAAUUUUUUUAUAUCACGUGUAUACUGUGUAUGGAAUGAUAGUUUGCGUCUGUGUUUGCAAGGUGAGUAGGGAAUGAUAAAAUUCCCUGAAUUUGCAAAUUAUUUACUUUUAAGCUCUUUUAUUAAAAACUUUGAGAUGGUGUUUCAAAAGCAGUUUUUGUGGUUCAGUAAUAUAUACACUGACACAGCUGACUUGGAGUUAGCUAUUGGAUUCACUAUAAUAAUACUGUCUCAAAUACAUGUAACCUUUAAAAACAAAACAAAUGAGUUAAAUUUACAAUACAUUGAAAAUAUUCAGAAAAAAAAUAUGAGGAUAGAUAGGAAGUUGAAAAAUUUCAAACCAACAUCAGUUUUAAAGAUGAUAAUUUCCAUAAAAUAUUUCUUGAAUUUUUCUUGAUGCAGUAUUCAGAAGUUGAUAUUUACCUUUCAAAGUUCAAACUGCUUAGUGAAAAUUAAAGAAAACUAGAGGUAAAAUGUCAGUUUCUUCUCAGAUUUAACAAAAGAUUUUGUUUUAGUAUGAGCCAUAUUUCAGGUUAGAUUUGGUCAUGUUUUGAACAAACCGUGUGCUAUUUGAGACAUUAUUUUUAAACAGCAUUAUAUUAUGUACUCUCUAUUUUGUAUUGUUUGAAAAUGUGAAGUUGUACUUUUUUAACAUUCAGUUUCUUGUCUUUAUCAUUCUAAAAAUACCGCUUAAUAAUUUUUUUUUGAUGAAUGUUUAAGAUGGUGAAAAAAAGAAAUGCCGACUGAUAUGUCCUGUGGUUAUUGUCUCUUAUUAUUUGAAUUAUUGACAUAAUGACAAGUACAAAAUACUUAUAUUUAUUUUUAUAUAUACAUUAUUUAGCUCAAUAUAUAUACUUCUAGUCUGGUAUUCCAUAAUAUCUGUAGAGGCCAAAAUAAACAUAUCUUGGCUUCUCAUCCAUUCUAUCAUGUAAUGAUGUACUCGUUCCCGUCCUUUUGUCUUCUGAUAUUAAUCGUCUUAUUUGCAAUUAUACCACUAUUCCAUAUAACCCAUUCAAGUAAGUCAUUUUCGGAAUCGAACUCUUAAUAUAUAAUUUGAAGCAGGCUAUUUCCCUUGUCAGGUAGUAGAAAUGCUUUGGGAUGAUGAAGCUGAACAAGGAGUCAACAAUUAGAGGUUUUUAAUCCCUGUUGAUUUAAAGAUUAUAUUUGGUUUAUAUAAAUAUAAAAAUUAUUAAUGUCUUCCAACAUACUCGUAAUCAACCUCAAUUAUAAAGCUGGAAAUGUUUGUAAAUUUAAGUAACACAUUGUUCUCUAUUUACUUCUCACCAUAGCUCUGCACUGCUCUGAACCAGUAUUGAUACCAGUAUACUUCCCAACAAGGAAAUAAUUUGUAUUCAUUUGUUAUUUUAAUUUCUAAUUCUAUUGUUGCUUCCGUAAAAUAAUACUCAGUAAAAAAUGACCAACAGAAAUUUAUGAUUUCAAACUGUGUUUUGUGCACUCUUACAUUAUAAGAUUGUUCAUACGGUCUUCCAAAGUAACACAAAUAAGGGUAACAAUUGUACAUUUUUUUUUAUUAAAAUCAAGUAAUUUUUAGGGCAUUUGGUUCAUUUCCUGUUUUACUAUAGAUUAGACGUAUAUUUUUGUAAAUUUUACUUUCAGUCUUUAUCCCUUACACUUCAGUGGGAGUAAAAUUUAAAUCCACAUAAAUCUCUAAUAAUUCAUGGGCUGCUGUUAAUUAUUUCUUAAACAUAGCAUGCUGCAGAAUAUUGUUUUGUUUCUUGGCAUGUCAAAAUUUGAAAUCGAUGUAUCACUAAAUGUUUAUUUUGGCCUUGUUUGAAGGGUAUAUAUCUAUAAAUAAUAGAUUUAUUGUCAUAUCAUAUCAUUUCAUUUCAUUAUUAAUGUAAGAUAUUAAUUUGGAAGAUAAUAACAAUUAACAACUUAAUUUGUGAUAUUGAGAACAAACAUUUGUGUGAAAAUUAUCUUGUUCUCUGUUGAGAUUAUAUAAAUCUGAAAAGUUCAGUGAUUAUAUUUUUUCCAUUCAAUCACAUUCCCUUAUGUGAGAUUUGUCUUUAUUGGUUGAUUUUUUCCUCCUUUGGACAUUUAUUUUUGCAGUUUAUACAACCAUAAUUUAAUACAGUAAAUAAGAAAAAAAAAUCAGUAAAGUUUCUUUAAUUGAUACGUUUAUAGAAAGACUAAUGUGCAAUGUGUGAGCUCUUUGAAUUCUUCAACCAUAAAGGCCCCUUGGCAACUGUCAAGUUGAAGGACAGCAAUAAAAUUACUGUUUUGUUUUUUUUAAUGAUGGAUAUUUUCUAGUUUUCCACAAGAUUUUGCCUGAUGCACAGCCACCCUUUUGUCAUUUUAAGAAUUUCUGAUUAAAAGUAUUUGUCUCCCUUUGUGUAGUUUUGACUAAGCUGUUGUGAGCUAUAUAUAUAUGAUGAUGUAUACCAGACUCCCUUUGUGUAGUUUUGACUAAGCUGUUGUGAUGGCUAUAUAUGAUGAUGUAUACCAGAUUGUCAUAUGUAUUUUUUCAAUCAGUUUUACAGCAUUAUUUCUAUUGUUUUUAAGGGCUGAUACAAAAUUUUAUUACACAGAGGUAAGGUUAUUUAAGUUGAAUUUUAAUUGGUGCAAAGUUUACAAUUUCAUUUCCAUUGUACAUAUUUACUCAUCUAAUUCACUGAAUUGAUCUUGUAUCUAGAAACAUUAAAUGUAAAUAAAAUACCUAUUGUUUAUA